This is a messenger RNA of Dufourea novaeangliae, 1819 nucleotides long. It is a transcript of the gene Iru, whose product is annotated as E3 ubiquitin-protein ligase RNF115. Gene Ontology annotation, molecular function: ubiquitin protein ligase activity. Gene Ontology annotation, cellular component: nucleoplasm; cytoplasm. Lineage: Eukaryota; Metazoa; Arthropoda; Insecta; Hymenoptera; Halictidae. Gene Ontology annotation, biological process: ubiquitin-dependent protein catabolic process; protein ubiquitination; positive regulation of DNA-templated transcription. The transcript is spliced from 8 exons. The record is from RefSeq and is a predicted model, not a curated record. Bases 667 to 1617 code for a protein of 316 amino acids.
UUCUGCCAAUCAAAAGUUACAGUCCAAUUGAGACCUCUUCUUGUGUAUUUGUAGUAACACUAGUAAGUGAUCGAGAAAAACGCGAUCAAGUGAGCCGUGUGUAUAUUAACCUAACCUAUUAAACAUACUUUUCGUUAAGAAAUACAUUUAGAGUUUACGUACAAUAUGUAUGUACGUGACAAUCGAUAAAGCAAGCAGCUUUAUACAUUCAAUAUUUUUUGCAUCACAAGAGAUAAGGGGCUUUUAGUUUAGACUAGCGAGGAGUAUUCAUUGUUCUUAAUUUAACAAUUUCUAGCGAAAAGACAUUUAUUCGAACAAUAUUUCCGUGUGUAUCCGUCGAAUAAACGUAUGUAGAAGAAAAAAGACAAAGGAAGGUAGUGCAUGGCUGAACGAAGAAAGAAAUUUCAAGUAUGUACUGAGAGAAAAAAGAAAAUGAUAUUAAAGAAUUGCAAUUGAACAUUACAACGAGGUGUUGAUGCGCAAUCGACAAAGUUAAUCGGACGCCAUCUCGUGUUAUGCGAAGGUAUCAUCUAAAAUCAGUAGUUUUCCAGUUCAGAUUCGACAUUCGCUUAAACGCAAUCAAGUAGAGGAAGAGUUGUGACGGACAACGGCAGUUCGCAACGAUAGUCAGAAAUAGGUAAGAGGAGCAAGGAGGACACGUAAAGCAUGGCGGAAGCCGUUGUAGACGGGGCACCAAUGUCCCGAUUUUUCUGUCACAAAUGCAGUAUCGAAAUCGAAGGUUUACUACCCGAUUAUACAUGUCCAAGAUGUGCGAGUGGUUUCAUAGAGGAAUUACAAAGUGGUAGCAAUGAUAGUAACUCGGGCAUGGAUGUCAGCAGCGAAGAUUUAAGUGACAACGAUUACAUACCAUUGCACAAUUUGGUAGAACGUGGUGUAAUGGAUAUGUUAGGACUAUCCAAUAGAGGACAGACAUCAGACACUCCUAACAGAAAUAAUGUACCAAUCAAUUUGAAUAAUGUUAAUAGGAGACGUCUUAAUUGGUUUCCAAGUACUGCAGACACUCGUCAUCCUCAAAGCGGUCGUGGAAGACAAGAUGACGCUAUGUCUGUAGAGAAUUUCAUACAAGAUUUCCUACUUACUCUCUCGGGAGCAGGUCUGGGUCAUCCUGUAACACAAGAUGGACAACCACCUGUAUUCAAUAUUAGACUGUUCUUGGCAAAUCCUGGAGAUUAUGUUUGGGGUCAAGAUGGUUUCGAUGCGAUUGUAACACAGAUGUUAAAUCAAAUGGAUGGAACUGGUCCACCACCGUUGCCGAGAAAACAAAUUGAUGAAAUACCAACUACUGCUGUAACUCAAAAUCAAGUUGAUAGUAAACUCCAAUGUUCUGUAUGCUGGGAGGACUUCAAACUUUCAGAACCAGUGAGACAACUUCCCUGUCAACAUUUGUAUCAUGCACCGUGUAUUGUACCUUGGUUAGAAUUGCAUGGAACUUGUCCUAUUUGUAGGCAAAGCUUAGGAGAUCAAACCUCUGCAGAAGCAAAUCAAGAUACUGUUGGACCUAGCUUAGCUGCCCUUUUUAGAGCAGCCAAUGAAUCAAGCAGUACUAGAUCGUCAUCGACAUCGUAUUCGGGUAGAAAUAACUCCAGUGAUAGUUGAAUGAGUGAGAGUUCAGAUUGAUUAUCCAAUCCUAACAUUUUCUUUACCUAGCCGGACACGCAAGUACACACACAUACAGAAACACACAGACAUAUUUUUCACCUCGGAUUUAUUUUCCGCCACUGUUAAUUUCAGCAUUGCUUAUAUACUACGUGAAUAUUGUAUCCCGAUGCUAAUAUAAAUUUCAAGCUUUAUACCUUAC